This is a messenger RNA of Selaginella moellendorffii, 318 nucleotides long. Its product is annotated as non-functional NADPH-dependent codeinone reductase 2-like. The transcript has 2 exons. The record is from RefSeq and is a predicted model, not a curated record. Gene Ontology annotation, cellular component: cytosol. NCBI's taxonomy places the organism in Eukaryota, Viridiplantae, Streptophyta, Lycopodiopsida, Selaginellales, Selaginellaceae. The coding region runs from base 1 to 318 and encodes 105 amino acids. Gene Ontology annotation, molecular function: aldose reductase (NADPH) activity.
AUGGAAGAAUGCUUUCGAAAGGGGCUGGCCAAGGCAAUCGGUGUGAGUAACUUUAGCACGAAAAAGCUGCACGACUUGCUUCAACAUGCAAAGAUCACUCCUGCAGUGGAUCAGGUGAUCAUACGAUGGCUCACGGAAAUCCAUGUAGCUCCCGUUGUCAAGAGCUACAACUCCCAGAGACUGCUGGAAAACAUUAAUAGCUUCGAUUUCAGCUUGGCAGGCGGUGACCAUAAACGAUUCGAGAGCAUCGCACAGGAAAGGAUUUUCACUACCAGUCCUUACAAGUCACCGUUUGAGCUAUGGGAUGGAGAGAUUUGA